CGAAGGAGGGCCCUAAAAGAUGUGGCACUUGCAAGAAACGGGUUGGCCUAGCUGGGUUUAAAUGCCGAUGUGGUAAUCUUUUCUGUGGAUCGCAUCGAUAUUCUGAGAAACAUGAUUGCCCCUUUGAUUACCGUUCUGCUGGGCGUGAUGCUAUAGCCAAAGCCAACCCGGUGAUCAAAGCCGAAAAGCUUCAUAAAAUCUAGAGAAGACGAUAGGCUAUGUAUUGAGUGAUGGCACUUACUGAUCGUUCCAACUUCCAAGAGUCUGAUUCUCCAAGUUGCCUGCCAUUUGUUUUAGGUGCCCUGUAGUACUUUCGAGGCACGGUGCGAAGUCCGCAGGAGAAGAAUUCAGUAUGAUCGUAUCUUUCAGAAAUUGUUUGUUGGCUCCAGUUUAUAAGUCUUUUUAUGUGGUGGGUUUGGUGGAAAGAAAAAGAAAACAUUGUGACUAGGUUUGUAUGUGUCAUCUUUUUCAUACCGCAUUUCUUUAGCGUUUCAUGUCUGAGUGGGCAUGUGUUCCUAGAUAAUGUGAAGACAAUCCACGAAGACCGUCAGCUUGUAUAUUAUGCUUAUUUUGUCUCAUAAUACUAUCUGCUUCUGCAAAUUCUUGGAUGUUA
Molecule: messenger RNA, 613 nt
Organism: Sesamum indicum (sesame)
Lineage: Eukaryota; Viridiplantae; Streptophyta; Magnoliopsida; Lamiales; Pedaliaceae
Source: RefSeq, a predicted model, not a curated record